Messenger RNA from Pseudogymnoascus destructans, 860 nucleotides. RefSeq lists its product as uncharacterized. The transcript is spliced from 4 exons. Lineage: Eukaryota; Fungi; Ascomycota; Leotiomycetes; Thelebolales; Thelebolaceae. The coding region runs from base 106 to 564 and encodes 152 amino acids. The record is from RefSeq and is a predicted model, not a curated record.
AACUCCAAAUUUGUGUUCAACAAAUAUAUGAGGGAGGACAAGUCAGUCGUUGGAUGAAAUAAACCCUCUUACGCUGUAUACUUUUAACAAUUCAAGGAUAGAACCAUGGCUAUCCGUAUUUUCGUUAUCUGCAAAUCCCACGAGAUGCCUGGUUCAACCGAGGACAAGAAUAAGUUAAUGGCAAACAUAGCCUGUCAAGAAGUUUUGAAUCGAGACUAUGGUGAAUCCAAAGGUGAUCGUCUAUUGUGUGAAGGGACAUAUUUCUCGAUUAAUCAAACGUGUUUCCUUGUAAUUGAUAACGGUCCUGUGGAUGCCACAACCUAUGAUAUGCGGAUGUUCAAAUGGAAAGGACGAGAGCUUGUCUCUGUGCCCAAAAUACCCCCAUACGCUCUCAAAAAGUUUAGAGACAAAUACCAAUUUAAUCCAGCCGACAGGCCUAAAUGCCCGGUGUACACGGACGAGAAAUUCAGGGACAAAUUCGGCCCCGAUGAGCACCUGAGGGUCGUGAGAGCCAUAGAUGAGAAGAAAAGAAUUGCAAAAGAAUACGGCGCCAGCACUUCUUAGAGUGAUAUCCCAUCGUGGACAGCCUUGCAAUCUGCUGCUUCAUUGUGCAUAGGGGAGUUAGGCACAGAGGCGAUAGAGGUAGAGCUCUCAUACAGUAUGCUCUGCGGUUCCGCUGGAUAUGUUUCCAUCUGGGUACAACUUCACAACGUCGUUCAACGACAUAUAUUAUAUAUGUAUAUGAUAUAUAUCCCAGCUUUUAUCAAAGAAUUCCAUGUUCAUCCCCGUGGAACAUUGUGUGACUGCUAUCUCUGCUAUUAUCAGUAGUACAACUCUAGGGAACGGACUGAAACCAGGAG